AUGUCCAUCAAACAAUUCUUUAUUGAGAUCUCUUGUUCAAAUUCAGAUGUUUUAACAGCUGUGCUGACAAAAUGUGAAGUUGAUCUUCAUUUUCACAAAAAUAAUAACUUAAUUUCAUGCGAUUUGUCUGGUAAACGUUGUGGAAACUCCCUGACAAAGACAGAAGCUUUUGUAAAUGGGAAAGGCUGCAUCACUGGGAUAACUAUUGAUGUAAAAAAUGGAAAAAUAAGCUGGAUGGAAACUGAAAAUGGCAAAAUAUUUAGUGGAGAAAUAGAACAUUUUUACGAUGAUGAUCAAGAUAACUCAAGCGAAAAUGUUGAUGGAAAAAUUGUUUGGACCGAAAAAAUUAUAAAUACAAUCGUCAUCAGCCACUCUCCCAACCCCAGCGGUUUAGUAUACCUACGCAACCAUUUGAUUUGGAUCAGCGGCGAUCAACAACAUGCUUUCAUUCAAGAUAUCACAAAACCCGAUUCUGUCAAAACCAUUCCACUGGAUGAUAAAGUGAAGUAUACAAGUAUAGUUACUGCUGAUAAAGAUGUUCACAGUACAGUUCAUGACAGCAUCUGUACGUCUGAGAAGCCGUUCUGUAGUGACAUAUGCGUAACUUCCACAAAAGGUGAACGCCGUUGUUUGUGUCCUCAGGGGCAUGCAUUACGAUAUGGCUAUCUCUGCAUGAAAGAGAUGGCCAACAAUCUUCACUACAGUGCAUUGCAUUUGCACAAAUUUGUUACGAAGGUUGAGCCAACCCCCUCCAACUCGACCCACAUGCAAGUCAGCCCACAUCCAACUCAACCCACAUGCAAGUCAGACCACAUUCAACUCAGCCCCAUGCAUCUCAACCUCAUUAAUCUCAAACUCAUUUAA
Molecule: messenger RNA, 864 nt
Organism: Helobdella robusta
Lineage: Eukaryota; Metazoa; Annelida; Clitellata; Rhynchobdellida; Glossiphoniidae
Exons: 6
Coding region: 1-864 (287 amino acids)
Source: RefSeq, a predicted model, not a curated record